AUGCAGACAUCAGAGUCUGGGUCAGACACAGGUUCGACUGUGACUUUACAAGCAUCUGUGGCUGGCCAGGCAGCAGUGCCCACACAGGUUGUACAGCAGGUACCGGUUCAGCAACAGGUACAGCAAGUACAGACUGUGCAACAGGUACAACAUGUCUACCCAGCCCAGGUUCAGUAUGUGGAGGGAAGUGACACAGUCUACACAAAUGGAACAAUUCGAACAACUUAUCCUUACACGGAAACCCAGAUGUAUAGCCAAAACACUGGGGGAAAUUACUUCGAAGGAAGUUCUGCACAGGCAACUACGGUGGUCUCCUCUCAUAGUAUGGUGGGCACCGGAGGGAUUCAGAUGGGUGUUGCAGGAGGACAGCUCAUUAGCAACUCAGGAGGGACCUAUCUGAUUGGCAAUUCAAUGGAAAAUUCUGGUCAUUCAGUGACUCAUACAACACGGGCCUCCCCAGCUACAAUUGAGAUGGCGAUUGAGACACUUCAAAAAUCUGAUGGUCUUUCUACUCACAGAAGCUCUCUUCUCAACAGCCAUCUCCAAUGGCUUUUAGACAACUAUGAAACUGCAGAAGGAGUGAGUCUCCCCAGAAGUACCCUUUACAACCAUUACUUACGUCAUUGUCAGGAGCACAAGUUAGAUCCAGUCAAUGCUGCCUCCUUUGGAAAACUCAUACGGUCAAUCUUCAUGGGAUUACGGACCAGAAGACUGGGAACCAGGGGGAACUCUAAAUACCAUUAUUAUGGGAUUCGUGUCAAACCAGAUUCUCCCCUUAAUCGGUUACAAGAGGACAUGCAAUAUAUGGCUAUGAGACAGCAACCCAUGCAGCAGAAACAGAGGUACAAGCCUCUGCAGAAAGUGGAUGGAGUUCCAGAUAGUUUCACAGGAAGUGGUCAACAGACAGGCACAUCUGCUGAACAAACUAUAAUUGCCCAAAGUCAACAUCAUCAACAGUUUUUAGAUGCAUCUCGAGUACUUCCAGAGUUUGGAGAAGUUGAAAUAUCUUCUCUGCCAGAUGGUACUACCCUUGAGGACAUAAAAUCACUGCAAAGUCUUUAUCGAGAACACUGUGAGGCAAUAGUGGAUGUUAUUGUGAAUCUUCAGUUUAGCCUGAUAGAAAAAUUGUGGCAAACUUUCUGGCGCUAUUCUCCCUCUGCUCCAGCUGACGAUGCGGCUAUUAUUGAACUGAGCAAUCUGAGUGAAAUAGAAAGUCGACUUCCAAAAGGAAAACUUAUUACUCUGUGCAAAAAUGAGUCUAUUCUGAAAUGGAUGGGUAACUGUGACCAUGUGAUGUACCAGGCUUUGGUGGAGAUUCUCAUUCCUGAUGUCCUUAGACCUAUUCCUAGUGCCUUGACUCAGGCCAUUCGCAAUUUUGCAAAAAGCCUUGAAGGCUGGCUUUCCAGUGCCAUGAACAAUAUUCCACAGAGAAUGAUACAAAGCAAGGUUGCCACUGUAAGUGCCUUUGCCCAGACUUUGAGAAGAUACACAUCUCUCAAUCACCUGGCUCAGGCAGCUCGGGCUGUGCUUCAGAACACUUCUCAGAUCAACCAGAUGCUCAGUGAUCUCAACCGUGUGGAUUUUGCCAAUGUACAGGAACAGGCUUCCUGGGUGUGUCAGUGUGAUGACAAUAUGGUUCAAAAACUAGAAACAGAUUUCAAGAUGACUCUUCAGCAGCAGAGCACUCUAGAGCAGUGGGCGGCCUGGCUUGAUAAUGUAAUGGUGCAAGCAUUGAAACCAUAUGAAGGAAGACCCAGCUUUCCUAAAGCAGCACGGCAAUUUCUUUUAAAAUGGUCUUUCUACAGCUCAAUGGUGAUUCGAGAUUUAACCUUACGCAGUGCUGCUAGCUUUGGCUCUUUUCAUCUGAUCCGCUUGCUUUAUGAUGAGUACAUGUUUUACUUAGUCGAACAUCGUGUUGCUCAGGCAACAGGAGAAACACCUAUCGCAGUUAUGGGAGAGUUUGGUGAUUUAAAUGCUCUAUCCCCUGGAAAUAUGGAUAAAGAUGAAGGCAGUGAAGUUGAAAGUGAAGUAGAAGAAGAGAUGGAUGAAAAUGGAGGGCCACAAGCCAAGAGGGAGAAAACAGACUUAAAUCAAGCAUUUCAGGUGGGCUGCUUGCAGCAGCCAGUGCUUGAGAGUGGAAUAGAGCAGAGCCUCCUGAACCCAAUUCAUAAUGAGCACAUUGUUACAAAUACUCAGACUAUCAGACAAUGCAGUGCUACUGGAAAUACAUAUACUGCAGUCUAA
Molecule: messenger RNA, 2244 nt
Organism: Agelaius phoeniceus (red-winged blackbird)
Lineage: Eukaryota; Metazoa; Chordata; Aves; Passeriformes; Icteridae
Product: transcription factor RFX3-like
Biological process (GO): regulation of transcription by RNA polymerase II
Cellular component (GO): nucleus
Molecular function (GO): DNA-binding transcription factor activity, RNA polymerase II-specific; RNA polymerase II cis-regulatory region sequence-specific DNA binding
Source: RefSeq, a predicted model, not a curated record